CCUUCAUCGACAAGAUCAAUCAACAAUAUGAGGUCUCUGGUCUUCCUUGUGCUCCUGGGAGCAGCUUUUGCUCUGGAUGAUGAUAAGAUUGUUGGAGGGUAUGAGUGCGAGCCCUACUCCAAGCCCUGGACGGUGUCUCUGAACUCCGGCUACCAUUUCUGCGGUGGUUCCCUGGUCAACGAGAACUGGGUCGUGUCUGCUGCUCACUGCUACAAGUCCCGUGUUGAGGUUCGCAUGGGCGAGCACCACAUCAGAGUGACUGAGGGAAAUGAGCAGUUCAUCAAAUCCUCCCGCGUCAUCCGCCACCCCAACUACAGCUCCUACAACAUCGACAACGACAUCAUGCUGAUCAAGCUGAGCAAGCCCGCCACCCUCAACCAGUACGUGCAGGCCGUGGCCCUGCCCACCAGCUGUGCCGCCGCUGGCACCAAGUGCCUCGUGUCCGGCUGGGGCAACACCAUGAGCUCCUCUGUUAGCGGUGACAAGCUCCAGUGCCUGGAGAUCCCCAUCCUCUCUGACCGCGACUGUGACAACUCCUACCCCGGCAUGAUCACCGACGCCAUGUUCUGCGCUGGAUACUUGGAGGGCGGCAAGGACUCUUGCCAGGGUGACUCUGGUGGCCCCGUGGUGUGCAAUGGUGAGCUGCAGGGUGUUGUGUCCUGGGGAUACGGCUGUGCUGAGGCCGGCAACCCCGGUGUCUACGCCAAGGUUUGCCUCUUCAACGACUGGCUCACCAGCACUAUGGCCAGUUAUUAAGUCCUGUCCUAAGACCUGGACGACCAGCAGACUCAAGUUCCUGACUCACUGGAAAGGCUCACAAAUGAACAACUUGCCAUUCAGUGUCUCACUGUAACAUCAUAUUGUGCAGUCACAGCACAACCCUCUGUCACAGAGAAGUUGUGUGAAAAUAAAUGGUUGUGAAAAAUGA
Clupea harengus (Atlantic herring) is the source of this 928-nucleotide messenger RNA. RefSeq names its product trypsin-2. Gene Ontology annotation, biological process: proteolysis. The record is from RefSeq and is a predicted model, not a curated record. Lineage: Eukaryota; Metazoa; Chordata; Actinopteri; Clupeiformes; Clupeidae. Gene Ontology annotation, molecular function: serine-type endopeptidase activity.